Pseudoliparis swirei is the source of this 2050-nucleotide messenger RNA. RefSeq names its product serine protease 23 (gene prss23). The record is from RefSeq and is a predicted model, not a curated record. Lineage: Eukaryota; Metazoa; Chordata; Actinopteri; Perciformes; Liparidae. Gene Ontology annotation, molecular function: serine-type endopeptidase activity. The transcript is spliced from 2 exons. Gene Ontology annotation, biological process: proteolysis. The coding region runs from base 288 to 1439 and encodes 383 amino acids.
GUAAACACUUCUUUUCAGUGACUAUUAUUUGUGUCUCGGUGUCUGGACUCAGCAGGUUUCAGCAGAAGGAUCCGGACACGCAGAGCAACUGAGCUUUAUUUCAACAAGCAGUAAACGAGCGAGAAGACAUUUCUUCCCCUUUGGGGAGCACGAGCGCGGAAAAGCUACCUGCCUGUCACCGGAGAGGAUGAGGGGGAACCCGGGGAGUGAUCCCGAGGGACUCUUCUGAUGGGACUGUGAUGUAAACACGAGCAAUCGAUCUCUAAUCCGAAGUGUUUUCCGUCACCAUGACUACGCCACGUGAGUGCUCCCUCUUGCUCGCUCACCUGCUCAUGCUCCUCCAGCUCCUCCUGCCUCUCACCUUGUCUCUUCUUCACCCUCCUCACCCUCCGCCCGUCCACAUCCCCACGCUCGUCCCUCACGCGCCGACGCCUCUCGUCCGCUCACGCUUCAGCGCUCGGACUCAGCUGGACCUCACCACUCACUGCAACUCCAGCUGCUUCCACAGAGAGCCGGAGGCCCGGAAGGAGCAGCUCAUGGAGAAACUGGCGUUUGAGACGCUGUACGCCGACGGCUCCCGCACUCUCACCACUGUAGAUGUGGAGGCCGAUGAGGAGUUUAAAGGAGAUCACUUCACUCCCCCUUUACCUGGGAGAGGACAGGGACUGAAGGCCAGGCACAGACGCGUGAGGCGGCAGAUCUACGGAGCAGAUGGACGCUUCAACAUCCAAGGUGACAACUUCCUGUUGGAUUACCCUUUCUCCACAGCCGUGCGGAUCUCCACCGGCUGCACCGGUGUGCUUGUGUCUCAGAAGCACGUCCUCACAGCUGCCCACUGUGUGCAUGACGGAAAGGAUUAUGUCAAGGGGGCGCGAAAGCUCAGGGUGGGAUUCCUGAAUCCUCCGAUCAUUAACGCCGGAAUCACCUCUUCCAAGAAGCCUCUGGUCCGCUGGCUGAGGGUGAAACGUACCCGUGUGCCAAAGGGCUGGAUCCAGGGCUCUCAGGAGGUCAGCAUGGACUUUGACUACGCCCUGCUGGAGCUGCGUUGGCCUCACCGACGUCCCUUCAUGCGCCUCUCUGUGGCGCCCUCCUCCGAUGACCUGGCAGGGAAUCGCAUCCACUUCUCUGGCUUCGACAGCGACAGAUCCGGGGAGCUGGUGUACAGAUUUUGUCCAGUGGAAGAAGAGUCCAGCGACCUGAUUUAUCAGCACUGUGACGCUCGACCUGGAGCCAGCGGCUCUGGAGUGUACGGAAGAGUGUGGGACAAUAGUCUAGAGCGCUGGGAAAGGAAGGUCAUCGGCAUUUUCUCUGGACACCAGUGGCUGGAAAUAGACGGGGAGAACAGGGAUUACAAUGUAGCCGUGCGAAUCACUCCUCUGAAGUUUGCUCAGAUCUGUUACUGGGUGCACGGGAACCGACUCGACUGUGUCCAGGACUAAGAAGGGCCGUAGCAAAGCACAAAGUGUAAAAUAAAUACGGGGUGAAAUGCCUUUUUUCUCUAAAGAAAGAAGAGUGAAACAAGAUUGAAUCAAAUAAAAAAGAAUACACUUCUCAUCAGUAGAGCAGAUAAAAACCUUAAGGAUCCUUCAUUGAGGUAUUUCUCUCCUUUAACCUCUGGGCUUACAAGACAAAUCUGCCUGUGAGAUCAUCAACACGGCAUCUCUCCUUGUGCAUUUGCCCAGUCAGUGUUUCCGCAGUAGCCUUUUAACUUAAGCCCCUUUUUAUAAGAGGGAAAGAACACUUGUGCGUGUGCGUGCAGUGCGUCAGUAGCUCCAGAUUAUUUUCCUACUGUGGACGACAGCAGACUGUUGAUGUUUUGUCUUCACAUCUUUCCUGCUCGUUUUUCUGACUGAGGGAAAUGGGUUAGCAUGUGUUUGGCUCUGAAAGGAUCAUUUGGUUUAGCCACUUGAUUUGCACACAAUUCAUAGAUCUAAAAACGGUUCUUGGACACCACUGAUGCACCUUGACCUUUCAGCAGGCAUUAUGCUCUUCUGUGUUAAUUUUAUUUCAAUAAAUGCUUAAUAUUGUAUUAAAGAGAUUUAUAACAGUG